UUGUCUUGUGAAAAGUUUAAGUUUAAAACAAUUUUCAAUGGAUGAAGAAAUGUCCAAUAACCACAUGGACGAAAAAUUCGAGCAGUCUGCAACGGAAUUAGCGCAACUGUCGCACUACGAGAGGAGUGUUAACAAUCAUGAUCAUCCCUUUCCCACACCGCCACCUGAUGCCAUCGUUACCACGAAGAAUUUGGCAAAUAAAUCAUUAGUGGCUUGGGCCAAAGAAGCCAUUGAAAUCCUAGACAAUCGCUCCGGCUCUUCGGUUAAGGCAAUAAUGAAAGUCAUGAAGUCUGCCGGCUAUGAGAUGACCGAUGAGAGAAGAUUCCACAAGCUUCUCUAUAAGCAACUGAAAAAAGCUGCUGCCAAAGGCGAACUUAAUCAAGUGAAGUUAUCCUUUAAGUUGCCUUUGGCGGGAAAGAAACACAGUUCAAUUGAGAAGAUGAAGGAAAAAGUGUUAAAAAAGAAGCUGGCCAAGAAGCAAGAAACUAAGCCAACCGAAAAAGUAGAGGGAGCAGAGACUGAAAGCCCGAAACAGCAGUCAAAGGCGCCCAAGUCAACUAAGGCCGCCAAAAAAAACAAAAUGCAGGAAUUAACCGCAGUUGCGGAAGGUGUGAAGGAGAAGUCAAAAAAGCAGGCUUCGAAGCUCAAAGCAAAGGAGCCCGAAAAAUAUAAGAAAAAGGGUGAUCUCGCUGCAGAUGAGUUGGAGAAGGUCAAGAAGACAAAGAAGGAAAAUAAGGCCAAGCCGCGUGUGUCCAUUGGGACUUUGGUGCGUCCAAGAGGCAAGCCGAAUAUAGAGGUGGUAGCUAUUAAAAAGCUGACGGCGGGCAGAGCUGGCCGUAAAAAGGCUGCGGAUACCGACUCGGAAACGGAUCAAAAUCCGACUUCCACCUCCACGCCGCUUGCGUCACAACAAAAGCGUCGAUUGCGCACAUAAAGCUAAUCAUGUAAUUUAAAUGUUUUAAUUGUGUUCAAUUUAUGCACAACUUGUUUAGUGCCUUGGCUUUCUUAUAUAAUAAAUAAUAUUUAUGUUUUGUUUUUAAACAUC
Drosophila grimshawi is the source of this 1045-nucleotide messenger RNA. RefSeq lists its product as uncharacterized. Gene Ontology annotation, cellular component: nucleosome. The coding region runs from base 38 to 934 and encodes 298 amino acids. The transcript has 3 exons. Gene Ontology annotation, biological process: nucleosome assembly. The record is from RefSeq and is a predicted model, not a curated record. NCBI's taxonomy places the organism in Eukaryota, Metazoa, Arthropoda, Insecta, Diptera, Drosophilidae. Gene Ontology annotation, molecular function: DNA binding.